AUGCACUGGGCCAGGCGUGUGGAGCAGGAGAUUGACAGAGUCUUUCAACAAAUCACCGGAGCUCAGCAGUUGAAAGGGAUCUACAAUGAAGAAAGACGACGAUUCAGUCUGGUGAAGAAUCAGCCACGGAAGAUUGUGGAGAAGGUGGCCUCGGACAUUGAGAAGCUCCUGGCUAAGAAGCGCAAAGCACUUGAGAGGUUGGCCAGAGAAGCAGAGCGACUCCAGCGAGAGCAUCCCUGGCAGGAUGGAAUCAAGGAGCUGGAUAUGGCUUACUACGAUUCCAAGGCUGAGCUGGAUUAUUAUUCGAUGGAUGGCGAAGGAGAGGUGGAAAAUCCCUCCCACAUCAAGCUGGAGUUUGUCUAUGAUCCCAACUUCAAAAACAACGUCAACUAUUCCUACACGGCUGUUCAGAUCCCCACGGAUAUUUAUAAAGGAGCUCCAGUCAUUCUGAAUGAGUUGAACUGGACGCAGGCGCUGGAGAAAGUCUUCAUGGAGAACAGUCGGGAGGAUCCGUCAUUGCUGUGGCAGGCGUUUGGGAGCGCGACAGGAGUCACACGCUACUAUCCAGCAACACCGUGGAAAGCCCCCGAUAAGAUCGACCUGUAUGAUGUCAGGAGGAGGCCCUGGUACAUCCAGGGAGCCUCAUCCCCAAAAGAUAUGGUCAUUCUUGUUGAUGUGAGCGGCAGUGUCAGUGGACUCACGCUCAAACUGAUCAAAGCGUCAGUGAUGGAAAUGCUGGACACUUUGUCUGAUGAUGACUAUGUCAACGUAGCCAGGUUCAACGAGAAGGCCGAGGCUGUGGUUCCUUGUUUCAAACAUCUAGUCCAGGCUAACGUGCGCAACAAAAAGAUCUUCAAGGACGCGGUGCAGCAGAUGCAGGCGAAAGGCACCACUGACUACAAGUCCGGAUUUCAUUUUGCCUUCAACCAGCUGUUAAACAAGACAAAUGUCCCAAGGGCUAACUGCAAUAAAAUAAUCAUGCUGUUUACUGAUGGAGGAGAAGACAGAGCUCAGGACGUCUUCAUGCAAUACAACUGGCCCAACAAAACAGUUCGAGUAUUCACCUUUUCUGUGGGUCAGCACAACUAUGAUGUCACACCCUUACAAUGGAUUGCGUGUACAAAUAAAGGUUACUAUUUUGAGAUCCGUUCCAUCUGUGCUAUAAGGAUUAACACCCAGGAGUACCUGGACGUGCUGGGACGCCCUAUGGUUCUGGCAGGCAGCGAAGCCAAGCAGGUCCAGUGGACCAAUGUGUAUCAGGAUGCAUUGGGUCUUGGCAUGGUAGUGACCGGGACUUUGCCUGUAUUUAAUCUCACCAUGGAUGGAAACUCACAGCAGAAUCAGCUGAUAUUAGGUGUCAUGGGAGUUGACGUGCAUCUCGACGAGAUAAAGCGACUGACACCACGGUACACUCUUGGAGCCAAUGGAUACAUAUUUGCCAUUGAUCCAAACGGAUAUCUUCUCCUGCAUCCUAAUCUCAAGCCAAAGCUCGUGAACCUCCCUGAACCUGUGACGCUGGACUUCUUGGAUGCAGAGGUGGAGGACAGCAAUAAAGAGGAGAUCCGCAGACAAAUGAUUGAUGGAAGACCAGGGGAAAUGCAGGUCAAAACGCUUAUCAAGUCCAUUGACGAGCGAUACAUUGAUGAUGUGUACAGGAGUUACACCUGGACUCCUAUCAACGGCACGGAUUACAGUCUGGGUUUGGUACUACCCACCUACAACGAGUAUUACAUCCAGGCGGACCUGAGUGAUGUGAUGCUGCAGCUCCAGUACAUGCAGUCGCUGCUGCCCAGCUCCUUUGAAUUGUCAGGUCAUGUGUUUCUGGCUCCGAGGGAAUACUGCAAGCGUCUGCACAUCUCUGACAACAACACCCAGUUUUUGCAGAACUUCCUUUCGCUCAUGUUGGACAUGUCUCCAGAAUCUGAUGAGUGUGACCAAGGCCUCAUCCACAACCUGAUUCUGGAUUCUAGGAUUAUCGGGCAGCUGGCUUCUCGUGUGUGGAAGAACAAGGACCUGAAUUCGUACGGGUUCCUGGCGGUGUUUGCGUCGACAGAUGGAGGAAUAACACGGGUUUUCCCCAACAUAGCUGCUGAGAUGUGGGAGGAGGAUCCUGAACCUUUUAAUUCAAAUUACUACAGACGAAGCCUGGACAACAGAGGAUACAUGUUCAGAGCUCCACUGAGAUCCUCCGUGGACGACCCUCUAGGUGCAGAAAAUGGUACUGUUGGAAUCCUGGUUAGUUCAGCAGUUGAGGUGAAUCUAGGCGGCAAACUGCUCAAGCCUGCAGUGGUUGGAGUGAAGCUGGACUUGGAAGCGUGGGUCGACAAGUUUAAGAUCCUGGCCAGCAACGUGUCGGACAGUCGACAGGGUUCACACAAGUGUGGACCAUCCAGAAGUUGCGAGAUGGACUGUGAAGUCAACACUGAUGACCUCCUCUGUUAUCUCGUUGAUGAUGGAGGGUUCCUGGUCAUGUCCAAUCAGAGAGAUCACUGGAAAAAGAUUGGACUUUUCUUCGGCGACGUGGACCCUUAUCUGAUGCACGCGCUCUACAACAACUCAAUUUUCUCCCGUCGUCAGUCUUUUCACUACCAGUCUGCGUGUGAGCCUGUUAGCAGCAGCCACACCGGUGCAGCACCCAGAGGCAUCUUUGUGCCGUCCAUUGCUGACAUGCUCAGCCUGGCCUGGUGGACGUCCACUGUGGCAUGGUCUCUGUUCCAGCAACUACUGUAUGGACUGGCGUAUAACAGCUGGCUCUAUCAAGACAACAUCCUCACUGAAGGCUUCGAGACAAGAGAAAGCAGCUGCGUCACCAUCCAAAGCCAGUUUUACUUUACAAACACCACUAACUCCUACAACGUGCUGCAGGACUGUGGAAACUGCUCACGUCUGUUCCAUGCAAAGCGGAUAGAAAACACCAACCUGCUGUUUGUCGUCGCUGAGACUCUGCCCUGCAGCUCCUGCGAGAUAGAGAGACUGACCCAGGUCAGGACAGAGUUUCAGGAGGAGAAUCCGUGUGAGGUACUGAGUAAUGCACGGUAUCGUAAAGGCCCGGCUUCCUGCUUUGACUACAGUGCCUUAGAAAACGCGUCAGAGUGUGGACGGGGUCAUUCUCUGCAGUCCUCAAUAGGAGUCCUUCUCUUUAUUCAGCUUCUCCUGCCUCUCUUUCAUCUCUGACACGUGCAAACACUCAGACAUCUUUCAUCUCUUUGGGUAAAGGCUCAGAUCUAGUGAAGGUCACAUCAAACAGCGAGUGCAGAACUCUCAUUUGAUCUACGAACAGCACAGGGGUAAAACGGAAAAAAACAUCUGGAUCAGCUCUUUGUGUUUUUUGCCUUAUUGCUUAAAUGCAUUUGUUGGUGUUUCAGGGCUUAAGUGCAACAUAUAGGUAAAGAAUGUGUGGAAUGUGCAUGCUACAUAGGACUAGGACACGCAUGACAUUUUUUAGACGCCAACUCCGCCACAUAAACUGUCUCACAAAAAGUCCGGGGAGGCAGCAGAAAUACACUUUUAACAGUUCAGUCAAUAAAAAAUAAACCAACCAGCAGGAACAGAUGUUAAAUGCAGUGAUGGCUCUACAGAGGAUCUAAAAACUUAGUGACGUGUUUUUACUUAAGUGUGGUUACAAUUCUGUAUCGCAGGAACAACUCUAGUCAAGUGCAGGCUCAUAUUUACUCAAGAAGAAGUUUCAAGAAUUGGCAACAAAAUGAACUUCAAAGAUCAAACAUAUCAUAUGACAGCAGAAGGCCCCCAUCAGUGUGAUAUUAUCUUGUUACUACUGCUGUAUUAACAUGUGCACAGCAUGUUAAUGUUGUAACUCACUGAUCAGUUUAACUAACAAUCCACAGUAUCAUGGUUAAAACUUUCAAAUGAGAAGUUGUAACUAGAAUGAACUGAGUAAUAACUAUAACAGAUUCAUUAAGGGAAGUAAAAGGUGCAGUACUUCGUUAUUUUCAGCACUUCCCUUGUAACAAAGCUUCAGUUUGGAUCAAGGAGCCUCUCGUAAAAACAUUGCUCAAUAGCUCCACAAGUGGUCAAAUACUCCACAAGGAACCUUUAAGUGGCAUAAAAUUGAAAUAUUCAAAGGUAAUUAAAAGCACCUGCAACACUAUACCCAGACACAGUACCUCGAUAAAUGGUCAGGGUCUUCCUGUGUGUAGUUUGUAUGUUCUCCCAGUGUCUGUCUGGGUUUUCUCCAGGUACUGCUGCUUCUUCCCACAGUCCAAAGACAAAGUAGAUUGGGGCUGUAGAAAUUGAAGACUCUAAAUUGACCAUAUAGGUGUGAAUGUGAGAGUGAGUGGUUCUUUCUCUCUAUAUGUCAGCCCUCUGACCUGUAGAUUGGACCUGGCCUCUCGCCCAAUGUCACCUGGGAUUGGCUCCAGCAGCACCCCCCUCUCCAAAAAGAAAACAUGGUGUAUCUAUAAUGAACGGAUGGAAGGAUGGAUGGACAGAGUCUAUUUUUAGAAACAACACUGCACAGGCGUCUGCUUUCACUCAGAGUUCUGUUAUCGUGAAGCCAAAACUUUGAUCGAGCAUUAAUCUGAGUUUUUAGAUCUCUCCUUGUUUAUUAUGUUGAACGAGGCUGACCGCACAGAUUUUUUUUGUAGGUGUGGAUUUACACACGUUUCCUGGGUGAAGUUAGCCUCGUCAUUUACACAACUUACGGUUGUGCACACUACACAUUUAUUAACAGCUUUAGCAUGGUCAUGUAAAUAAAUAUACAGAAUCAGCUGCUGGUUGAGCUUCAAAUGAAAUUAGCUCAGACUCUGCUUAUUGUAACUUUUGCUUUUGUGGUUUUCUUUCUUCUGCAUGUGCGGUCCUGGUAAAUGUCUUUUCUCGUGCACUUGUAGCGGUUACACGUUAAUAGAUCUGGGCCUUAACCUCACAUUCACUUCAGUGUCUUUCAGUCCUCCUCUGAUCUUUGCCAAGACAGUCUCAACAUUUUAAAUUGUUUCAUACGUGACAUGACCCAGAAUGCUUUCCUGCUGCCAUCUCAAGUAUGUUGAAUCUUUAAAUCCGUUAUUAAUAAAUUAUUUUCCUAGA
Messenger RNA from Pleuronectes platessa (European plaice), 5040 nucleotides. RefSeq names its product calcium channel, voltage-dependent, alpha 2/delta subunit 2b (gene cacna2d2b). Gene Ontology annotation, molecular function: voltage-gated calcium channel activity. The coding region runs from base 1 to 3174 and encodes 1057 amino acids. Gene Ontology annotation, cellular component: voltage-gated calcium channel complex. The record is from RefSeq and is a predicted model, not a curated record. The transcript has 37 exons. Lineage: Eukaryota; Metazoa; Chordata; Actinopteri; Pleuronectiformes; Pleuronectidae.